Molecule: messenger RNA, 432 nt
Organism: Phycomyces blakesleeanus NRRL 1555(-)
Lineage: Eukaryota; Fungi; Mucoromycota; Mucoromycetes; Mucorales; Phycomycetaceae
Exons: 3
Coding region: 1-432 (143 amino acids)
Source: RefSeq, a predicted model, not a curated record
AUGUCUCAUUCUACUAAGUCUCACAAAUUAUUAUAUAAUCAUCUAAAAAAAAAGAAUACAGAGAUACCUAUAUCUACUGUUAUCUACAUAAACAUUGCUAUGAUUGAAGAAAUUCCAUGCUUGAUCGACGAAUUUGGUGUUGUCGUUGAACCCGCCAUGCUUAUUGAGUAUGAGGAUGAUGAGGAUGAGGGUGAGGGCGAGGAAGAGGAUGAUGAGAUCACAUUGGAGAACUAUCUCUGGUCCUAUACAGAAAAGCUAUUGUUUGACGAAUUACCUCAAAUCCCAGAAGAAGAUCCGGCGGAUUGUGAAGAGCCUGAUACAAGUCCUGAAACCAGCUCAACUAAAUUAUAUACCAGUAAUUUUUGUCAUCCAUACGACUCGAGCGUGGAUCUCAUUGUGUAUCCAUUCUCGGAUGUUACUAUGCAGCUAUAA